Messenger RNA from Mangifera indica (mango), 1352 nucleotides. Its product is annotated as succinate--CoA ligase [ADP-forming] subunit alpha, mitochondrial. The record is from RefSeq and is a predicted model, not a curated record. Gene Ontology annotation, molecular function: succinate-CoA ligase (ADP-forming) activity; succinate-CoA ligase (GDP-forming) activity. The transcript is spliced from 7 exons. Lineage: Eukaryota; Viridiplantae; Streptophyta; Magnoliopsida; Sapindales; Anacardiaceae. Gene Ontology annotation, biological process: tricarboxylic acid cycle. Gene Ontology annotation, cellular component: mitochondrion; succinate-CoA ligase complex (ADP-forming). Bases 172 to 1182 code for a protein of 336 amino acids.
AAAAAAAAUAUAAUAAAAGCGAAAGCCUAUUCUGAACCUUGUCUCUGAUGAUCGAAACCCAACCCAGCGUUUCGCUUUAUAAAAAUUUGACCUAUCAGGCUGCUUUGAAACAGUCCUUCUCGUUACACUCCAGAGAGAAAGGAAAAAGGGAAUCAUUUCGAAAGUAAAGCUAUGGCUCGCCAAACCCUAGCCAAGCUUAUCGGCUCCAUCGCAUCACACCGAUCUGCUUCUUCUUCAUCUUCUCAAUAUCGCCAUUAUGCGGCGGCGGCGGCGGCAGCUGCAAAUCAGCCGGCUGUUUUCGUCGACAAGAACACUCGCGUCAUCUGCCAAGGCAUCACCGGUAAAAACGGCACGUUUCACACUGAACAGGCCAUCGAAUAUGGCACCAAAAUGGUGGGAGGUGUGACGCCCAAGAAGGGUGGAACGGAACACUUGGGGCUGCCUGUUUUCAACUCGGUGGCCGAAGCAAAGGCUGAAACCAAGGCUAAUGCUUCGGUCAUUUAUGUUCCUCCACCAUUUGCGGCGGCUGCUAUUAUGGAGGCUAUGGAAGCUGAGUUGGAUCUUGUUGUUUGUAUCACCGAGGGCAUCCCUCAACAUGAUAUGGUACGAGUGAAGGCUGCUCUCAACCAACAAUCUAAAACUCGGCUUAUCGGUCCAAACUGCCCUGGUAUCAUCAAGCCUGGAGAGUGUAAAAUUGGGAUUAUGCCUGGGUACAUUCAUAAACCUGGGCGUAUCGGAAUUGUUUCUCGAUCUGGUACAUUGACCUAUGAAGCGGUUUUUCAAACAACUGCUGUUGGCCUUGGACAGUCAACCUGUGUUGGCAUAGGUGGAGAUCCUUUUAAUGGAACGAAUUUUGUUGAUUGCAUUGAGAAGUUCCUUGUUGAUCCUCAGACAGAAGGGAUUGUCCUUAUAGGAGAGAUAGGUGGAACUGCAGAAGAAGAUGCUGCUGCCUUAAUAAAGGCGAGUGGAACUGAGAAGCCUGUUGUUGCUUUUAUUGCUGGACUCACUGCUCCCCCUGGUCGUCGUAUGGGUCAUGCUGGAGCUAUUGUGUCGGGUGGGAAGGGCACAGCACAAGACAAAAUUAAGACACUUAGGGAAGCUGGUGUAACAGUGGUAGAAUCUCCUGCAAAAAUCGGUGCUGCCAUGCUUGAAGUUUUCAAGCAAAGGGGCCUGGCAAGUUAGUUUAGGAAAAUAUAUAUCUAUAUUGAAACUUUUUGACGGCUCUGCAUUUUCUUAAAAUUGUUUUUGAUUGUGGUAGAAUUAUUGGGAGAUUGAAAUUCUCCAUUUUGUCAAAACGCAACAUGGGAUUGAAUUUGUGUUCAAUAAUACCCAUUUUUUAUCUGUUUGUUCUA